Molecule: messenger RNA, 3159 nt
Organism: Adineta steineri
Lineage: Eukaryota; Metazoa; Rotifera; Eurotatoria; Adinetida; Adinetidae
Source: the annotation of a GenBank genome assembly
AUGAUAAAUCGACCACCGAUUAAAAAUAAUUUAAAUGAACAAUUAAAAAUUUAUUAUGCUUAUCGAGAUGAAGCAACACGAAUUCAUUUGAACAAUAAAGAAAAUCGAUCAUUACUUCAAUUAACAUUCCAUCAUAUUCCUGAUCAACCACCAAAUAUUCGUCGUCAAACAAGUUUAACACAAGUUGAUUGUUUUAAUACAAAAAAAGAUUCAGUUCCUUUGAAAAAAUCAUCAAUUCAAAUAGAUGAACCUCAGCAAAGCUCAUCGACAUUUAAUCGAUCGUCAUCGUUAACUAAUGAGCAAUCAUCUUCGUUCGCUAAUGAACGACCAUCAUCAUUCGCUGCGAAACGACCACCAUCAUUCUCUAUUGAACGACCGCAACCGUUCGCUACUGAACGACCACGAUCAUUCACUACUCAACAAUCAUCAUCACUUGCUACUGAACGGCCAUCGUCAUUUACUACUGAACGACCAUCGUCAUUCGCUACUGACCGACCAACAUCAUUUGGUACUGAACGAUCAUCUUCUUUCGCUACUAAACGACCACCAUCAUACACUACUGAACGACCGUCAUCGUUUGCUAUUGAACGAUCAUCAUCUUUCACCACUGAAAGAUCAUCAUCUUCAACAAAAGUUGAUCAAUCAGUAUCAAAUACAAAAUGUCCUAUCUGUCAGAUACCAUUCGAUGCUGCAGGCAUUCAUCGUCCAGUGAAUGAUGCUUGUGGACAUACAACAUGUUUUCAAUGUUUUAAAGCAGUAAUGAUACAAGCAACUGGAUGUAGUUUAUGUCAAAAAGAAGAAGAAGAACUUAAUGCACAAAUUUCCGACUAUUCACCUCCUAAAUAUGUUUCAAAACAUAAUCAAUCACAUGACUUAAAUCAUUUUGAAGACGCUAUUUUUGAUGAUUGGUCACUUAGUCAAUCAUCAUCUUCAAAACAAGCACUAAGAACAAUAAAAAGUUAUAAUGAUGUUAAUAAUACUGAUGACAUAGAUUUUGAAACAUAUGGCAAUAUACCAUCUAUGAAUGAUGAAGUAGAAUGUGAUAAAGUAACAUGGAUAUCAGCUGAUGUUCACGAUGAUGGACCAGAAUAUCGUGAUAGAGAAUUUAGUCAUACAAAAACAAUGUUUGAACGUUUUCAUGCUUUAUUUGGUUUAAGAAAAUUUCGAUCAAAUCAACAAGAAGCUGUCGAUUGUGCAAUUGAAAGACGUUAUCAUGUUUUUGUUCUUAUGCCAACAGGUGGUGGUAAAUCUUUAUGUUAUCAAUUACCAGCUGUUCUUGAUGAUGGAAUAACAUUUGUUGUUUCUCCACUUCGUUCAUUGAUUCUUGAUCAAACACAAAAACUUUCAUCAUUGGGUAUUCCAUGUGCUUCGUUAACGAGUGAUCGAACACCUGCUGAAGUAUCAGCAAUAUAUGCUCAAUGUUAUUCAUCACAAUCUGAACUUAAACUUAUUUAUGUUACACCAGAAAAAAUAGGUCAAAGUGAUCAAUUAAAUAAAUUAUUUUCUCAUCUUUAUACGAAAAAUCGUUUAGCUCGAUUUGUUAUUGAUGAAGCACAUUGUAUAUCAGAUUGGGGACAUGAUUUUCGUCCUGAUUAUGUUAAAAUUGGUACAUUACGUGAUCGAUAUCCUAAUGUUCCAUUUACACUAUUAACUGCAACAGCAACUCCCCGAGUUCAACUCGAUAUGCUUAAACAAAUGAAAAUUGAAAGACAUUUAUCAAAAUUAUUUAUUCAAUCAUUUAAUCGAACAAACCUUGUUUAUAAAUGUUUUACUAAAGGAAAAACUGAUGGAGCUUUAGCUCGUACAGUUCAAUUAUGUUUAAGUGAUCAAUUUGUUGGUAUGUGUGGAAUUGUUUAUUGUUUUUCACGUAUGGAAUGUGAAAGAAGUGCAGCGUAUUUAUCACAAAGUGGAGUUACAGCACGAGCUUAUCAUGCAGGUUUAGAAGAUCAAGAUAGAGCUGAUGUUCAAACACAAUGGGCUAAUGAUGAUUAUCAAGUUAUUUGUGCAACAAUUGCUUUCGGAAUGGGUAUUGAUAAACCAAAUGUUCGUUUUGUUAUUCAUUUAUCAAUGCCAAAAUCAAUUGAAGGUUAUUAUCAAGAAUCUGGGCGUGCUGGGCGUGAUGGUGGACUAGCACAUUGCUAUCUUUUUUACAGUUAUCAAGAUUUAGUUAAAAUAAAACGUUUAAUAAUGACUGAACAAUCACCAAAUGCGACACGUGAUGCACAAAAAGUUCGAUUAGAAAAUCUUCAACGUGUUUAUUCAUAUUGUCUUAAUAAUGUUGAUUGUCGUCGAACAUUAUUAUUAGAAUAUUUUGGUGAACAAUUUUUAUCAAGUCAAUGUAAAAAAAUUACUGAAACACGAUGUGAUAAUUGUUGUAAUGUAGCACAAGCAAAAUUAGUUGAUUUUAAAGAUUUAUCAAAACAAAUUCUUUCAUUAGUUGAUCAUCUUACGCGACAAUUAAAAACAAUAACUCUGAAUCAACUUAUUGAUAUUUUAAAAGGAAGUAAACAAAAAACAAUUCAAAAUGCUGGACAUGAUAAAUUAGAACAAUAUAAUAUUGCACCAGAUAUUACUAAAAUCGAUUUAGAACGUCUAUUAUCAAAAUUAAUUCUAGAUGAUUAUCUUCAUCAAGAUAUAUCUAUAAAUGAUACAUAUGGUACAGCAAAUGCUUAUAUUCGCCUUGGAAAAAAAACAAUAUCUUCUGAACCAAUACUUAUAUCAGUUUGUACGAAAAAAGAAAAUCCAAAUGUUUCAUCAACAGUAUCAAAUAAUUCUACACGUAAUCGAUUAGUUGAUAGUUGUUUAGUGAGAUUAAAAGAUGAAUUAAAAUUAAUAUCAGCAGAACAUAAUAUAAAAUAUUCAACAAUAUUAAGUGAAAAUGCUUUAAAACAAAUGGCAUUAACAAUGCCAAGAACAAAACAAGAUAUGUUAAGAAAUACAGUUGAAAUGACAACAAUUAAAUAUGAAAUGUAUAAAUUAGAUAGACUUUUAGCAAUAACUUGUAUAUUUGGAGCGAAAUUAGAUGAAGAAGAAAAUGGAGAAGAUGCAAUAAAUACUAGUCUUAAACGAAAACGAGAAGCAAUAACAUCAACACCAACACCAACAACAAGUAAUUAUUUUCAAGAUAAAACAAAUAGUAUUCCAAAGAAAAAGAAAUGA